UUGAACAAGCAAGAAGAAACCCUGCUCCAGCAGCGCCUCCAGAAGCGUCAGAUGAAGGAGUUCCUGACCAUCUACAGCAACUUGGUUGACUCCUGCUUUUCUUCGUGCGUCGACGACUUCACAUCCAAGACCCUCGCCUCCCGGGAGUCAGGCUGCAUCUCCCGCUGCAUCCAGAAACAGAUGGCCGCGCAACAACGCGUGGGAGAGCGUUUCCAGGAACUCAAUGCCGAGAUGACUGCCAAGAUGCAGAGUCAGUAA
Messenger RNA from Sodiomyces alkalinus F11, 258 nucleotides. RefSeq lists its product as hypothetical. NCBI's taxonomy places the organism in Eukaryota, Fungi, Ascomycota, Sordariomycetes, Glomerellales, Plectosphaerellaceae. The annotation marks the transcript as partial. The transcript is spliced from 2 exons. The record is from RefSeq and is a predicted model, not a curated record.